AUGUCUUAUACUCCAAUGCCACCACCUUUGGGAUCAGAGGAAGAGAUCCAAAAUACCGUUCAAGAAUGGGAAGCUAAAUAUUCAAAUGUUGACAGAACAACUCGUAUGCUACAGACUCUUAGAGAGACACAUGAAACAGGUGUAGAUUCUCUUGUAAAGUUGGGUGUUCAAGGUGAACAAAUGAAUAGAAUCGAAAAACUAGCCCUUGAAAAUGAACAUGAUAUUGAAAAUGUUAAAUAUAGACACUCUGCAAAUGAAAAGAUCUAUAAGAAUAGAGAAGAAAGAAGAUUGAGAGAGGAAGAAGAAAAGAGAAUUAAAGAUAUCAAGGAAAUGAAUGAGAAUCAAAACAAUCCAUUUACAGAGGGUGCUGCCAAUAACAACAAUAGUCCAGAUAAUAUGGGCGCUAGACCAAGAACUAGAAAAGCAGAGCCAGAGGAAAGUGGAGGUUUGUCAUCUAGAUUAUGGGGACCAUCUACCGAUCACUCUGGAAAGGCAGAGGCAUCGAUGGUCAAUAUGAGACCGAUGAAUACACCUAACGAAAACGAUCUGCAAGACAAUGUUUACAUACAGAAGGCGCAUUGGCUCAAGACAGAGGAUGAGCAACUCGAUGAAAUGGGUUUGAUUCUCGGUGAACUAAAGAAUAUUGCUAUUGCCCAGCAUACAGAGGUACAACAACAAUCUCUAAAGAUGGAUGACAUUGGUGCAUCGUUUGAGAGAGGUAGUGACUUUAACUUGAAGCGUAAAUCAUCCAAGCAGGUCGCGAAAGAGAAGAAGAAAGCAGAGAAAGAGGAACAAAAGAAAGCAAAAGAAGAAAUAAAGAAACAGAAAAAUCUCAAUAUCAAGGUAGAGAAGGAGAUCGGACAUAAAGCAAUCACCAAAGAACAACUAACGAAAGGACCAAAACCAAAUGAAGUUGGUAAUCCUUUCUUGCAAUCUAGUUCAACCUAA
Molecule: messenger RNA, 948 nt
Organism: Heterostelium album PN500
Lineage: Eukaryota; Evosea; Eumycetozoa; Acytosteliales; Acytosteliaceae
Gene: cspA
Product: culmination specific protein 37D
Exons: 3
Coding region: 1-948 (315 amino acids)
Cellular component (GO): plasma membrane
Source: RefSeq, a predicted model, not a curated record